AGAGGCGUCCUCAGCCCGGAGAGAAGGGGGUCGCGGUGCCGUCAUGCACAGUGGUAUCGCGUCCGCCGCGCGUCCCGCAGGCCGCCCCUGAGCCCGGCCGCCGGUUGGAGCCCAGGGCGCGCCCGGCAGCACCAUGAGCCACGGGCCGAGUCCCCGGCUGGCCGAGUCCCCGCAGCUGUCCAAGGGCAGCCUCCUGACCAUCCUGGGCAGCCCGUCGCCGGAGCGCAUGGGCCCGGCCGACUCGCUGCCGCCCACGCCGCCCAGCGGCACGCCCUCGCCGGGGCCGCCGCCCGCGCUGCCCCUGGCGGCCCCGGCCGCGCUGCUGGCGGACGGCGACUGGGAGAGCCGCGAGGAGCUGCGGCUGCGGGAGCUGGAGGAGGCGCGGGCGCGGGCGGCGCAGAUGGAGAAGACCAUGCGCUGGUGGUCGGACUGCACGGCCAACUGGCGCGAGAAGUGGAGCAAGGUGCGCGCCGAGCGCAACCGCGCGCGCGAGGAGGUGCGGCAGCUGCGCCAGCGCCUGGACGCGCUCACCAAGGAGCUGGCGGGCGCGCGGCGCGAGCGCCAGGAGGCGCAGGGCGAGUGCGAGGCGCGGGGCCGCGAGCUGGCGCGGCUGCGGGGCGCCCGCGGGGCCGCGGACCAGCCGCGCGACGGCCCCGAGCCGGAGCCCGAGCCCGAGCAGGAGCCGGUGCGCGACGUCGGGUCGGAGCGGCCGCCGGGCAGCCAGGAGCUGGAGCUGGUGGAGAGCCUUCUGAAGAGCAGACCGGAGGAGCCCGAGGGCUGCUGGGAGGCACGCAGUGUUGGGGCCGGGGGCCCAAGGAGCAGCUCGGGCCGCCAGGAGCGCAGCCGGCUGCCCUGGGAGGACACAGCCACCACUGAGGAGGAGGCCUCCAAGCUGACCGCCCUGCGGCUGCGGCUGGAUGAGUCCCAGAAGGUGCUGCUCAAGGAGCGAGAAGACAAACUGGCCCUGAGCAGGAACAUUGAGAAGCUGGAGGGGGAGCUCAGCCAGUGGAAGAUCAAGUACGAGGAGCUGAGCAAGACCAAGCAGGAGAUGCUCAAGCAGCUCAGCAUCCUGAAGGAGGCGCACCAGGACGAGCUGGGCCGCAUGUCCGAGGACUUGGAGGACGAGCUGGGGGCGCGCUCCAGCAUGGACAGGAAGAUGGCUGAGCUGAGGGGCGAGAUGGAGCGGCUGCAGGCGGAGAACGCAGCCGAGUGGGGCCGCCGGGAGCGGCUGGAGACGGAGAAGCUGGGCCUGGAGCGGGAGAACAAGAAGCUGCGGGCACAGGUCGGGGACCUGGAGGAGGCGCUGGCCCGGCGGCGGCGGCAGACAGCCAGCGCGCUGGACUGCGACCUGCGGGCCAGCCAGGCCGCGCUCUUCGAGAAAAACAAGGAGCUGGCAGACCUGAAGCACGUGCAUGGCAAGCUGAAGAAGCAAUUCCAGGAGAAGGUGGCGGAGUUGGCACACGCCAACCGGCGGGUGGAGCAGCACGAGGCGGAGGUGAAGAAGCUGCGGCUGCGGGUGGAGGAGCUCAAGAAGGAGCUGGCCCAGGCCGAGGACGAGUUGGAUGAGGCCCACAACCAGGCGCGCAAGCUGCAGCGGUCGCUGGACGAGCAGACGGAGCAGAGCGAGAACCUGCAGGUGCAGGUGGAGCACCUGCAGUCCAGGCUCCGCCGGCAGCAGCAGAACGCACCCCUUUUCGGGAAGAUCCGUGGUGCUCGCUUUGGCGCUGAGGAGGCCGGGGAUGGAGCCAGCGACCUGGACGAGGAUGAGGACUUGCAAAUCCAGGUGGCCUAGAGCCUCUCAGGGCUGGACAGGACAGGACCCCCCGGGGUCCAGGCUGACCCGUCACCUGGUCACUUGAACUGAUGCCUGCCCUGGGACCAGACCCUGCUCCCUGCCACGGAUGACUUCGUCUCUCCCAGGGAGGGCACCAGCAGUCCUGCCCUGCCAACGCCCCGAGGAAGGGAAGCUUGUGUUCUAUAUAUAUGUGUGUAUAUUAUAUAUGUGCCCAGGGGCCUUGGACCCAUUAGGUUUUAUAAAUACAGGACCACCGCAAAGCUCACCCCAGGCAGCUGCGCCCACCCAAGACUUCAUGCAAGGGCCAUGUCGGGGGAGGAUUGCUGGGCCCCAAUCCAGGCUGCCUCUCUAGGCCUUGAAGGUCCGGCAGGGGCUGUUCAUAAUACAGUGUGACGAACCCAGUCUUUUGUAAUAAAUGGAAUUCCAGUU
Lemur catta (Ring-tailed lemur) is the source of this 2224-nucleotide messenger RNA. RefSeq names its product coiled-coil domain containing 102A (gene CCDC102A). Lineage: Eukaryota; Metazoa; Chordata; Mammalia; Primates; Lemuridae. The record is from RefSeq and is a predicted model, not a curated record. Bases 134 to 1792 code for a protein of 552 amino acids. The transcript is spliced from 8 exons. Gene Ontology annotation, cellular component: myosin complex.